GCGAUGAAUUCGACCAACCUGUCGUGGUUUUGGAUUUUCGCGGGAAACAAGCGGAAAAGGGGAUAGCAUCGCUGGAAUUUCACCUAAAUUUGCACUUGCCAAACUGGUACAGACAAUAUUCACAUCAGGAGUUUGUUGUGUCCUCCUCAGCCACCCAAACUGUACCUCUAGACCAACUGUCAACAUGGAGAAAUCCUCACCCCGCAAAGCCCAACCGAGACCAGAAGCCGCGCCCGACCCAAGCCUGCCCGGGACAGCCACUAUCAUCCAGACAGACUGCAAGCCCAUCUUUGACAACAACAACACUGUGCUGGAGACCGAAAUAGGAAGCACAGCGUCCAGCAUCGCUAGCGACAAAAAGAUGCUCCCUCCAAAUCCGGUAAACUUCACUUUGCUUGGCGAGGAGGUGGGGCCUGCGGAGGAUGCCGUCAAACAGUCAGACAGUGAAGCAGAAGGCGCAGGGUGCUCAUCGGGGAAAAAAGACAGUUUGAAGAAAGACUGUGAGUUUGUGGUUGGAUUGGACGUGCUUGCUCGCUGGAAUGACGGUCUGUUAUACCUGGGGAUAGUGUCAAAGGUGAUUCCACACCAGAAGAAGUGCCUUGUGAUCUUUGAAGACAAAUCGGAGCACUGGGUGCUCUUCAAACACCUCCAGAAAGGUCGAACUCCUAAUAGUGAGAUAACCUGCUGUGUUUGUGAGGGCGACCAGUCAGAGCCGCCCAAUGAGAUAGUCAUCUGUGAUCGCUGUGGUUUAGGUUACCAUCAAUUGUGUCAUCAGCCAGCCAUCGACAGUCACAAACUCCUCUGCCCAGACGAGUCCUGGCAUUGCAGGCAAUGUGUGUUUGUCAACUCGGCCAAGGUUGGGGGCGCUUUGAAGAAAGGUCCAGGAGCCAAGGUGUUUCAAGAAAUGAAGCAGUCUCUACCCUACAAGCUGGACAGCCUCCAUUGGGACUCGGCUCACAAGACCAACACUGAACAAUGUUAUUGUUACUGUGGUGGGCCGGGGGAGUGGUAUCUAAAAAUGCUCCGGUGUUGCAGGUGCAUGCAGUGGUUUCAUGAAGCGUGUGUACAGUGCCUCGAGAUGCCUAUGUUGUAUGGAGAUGGGUUCUACAUCUUUGUGUGUUCUGUGUGCAAUGCCGGGCCAGAAUACUUGAAGAGACUGCCUUUGAAGUGGCAAGAUCUGGCCCAGCUAGUUCUCUACAACUUGACAUUAAUGCAUCGGAAGAAGUACUACGACUUUGAGGAAGAGAUCAUCCCCUACCUGACAGAGCAGUGGUAUAACCUCCAAGUGUCACAUCUUGGUGCUACAACGAGAUCAGAGAAACAGGAGCGGUUUCUAGAUGCAUUACACAGCUCAAAAGCAAGAUUUGCUUGUGGCAAGGAGGUGAAGAAGAAACAGAACAUCUGGGGACUGAGGAUCAGAAAGCCUCCAAUCCCGCCCACAAUCAUUCUACCCGCCAUUGGACAGAUCACGGAUGAGGUCAUGAAUGACCUCAAGAUGACAGGCCGUAAGGUCAUGACCUUUAUACCAGUAGAAAGCAACUCACCUGUCCCUCUAAAACCUGCAAAAAGGAAACGGAAAAGUGUAGCAGAAACCCCGGAGGAACUGGAGAGGCGGAGCAUCAAUGCCAGGAAGAUGUUUGAGCAAGCAAUUAAAGAUGGAGUACCGAGACCAGCAUUCAGUCUCAAUCAGUCCUACACAGGUUACUCUGGUGGCGGUAUGGCCCUGGCCAACCUGACCCCAGUCUCUGAGGGACAGUCAGUCCUAGACACCAUCCGCCCCUUUGAGACUGUUUACUCUGGCAGCACGGGCGUCCCCCUGCCAGUCAGCUUCAGCCAGCAUUCCUCUGUAGCGUCCGGGGACACGGGCUCUGACUACUCGGCCACCACCGUGCUGGCCGGCCAGUCCAGUGCGAGCGCUGACGGAGAGAGUGGGGACAGUAACAAUAAUGAUAACAAUGAAGAAGGCAGUGGUGUGGACAGCCUGAAGCGACACCGGAAGCACGGCAGCUGGAAGCGCAAACGGAAGCACCUACACCCGUCGACACCCAGUAAGGAAAGGACACCCACCAGCCCCAACCCACAACCUGCUGCCAAGACUAUUUCCCACCCACCAUCCAGGGGCGAGAGCCCGGAGAAACUGGCCACCACACGCCUGAAUGGGGCCGUGACCAUGGCAGAACUGAAGAGAUCCAUGUCGAACCAUUACGGGGCCGAGGGGCGGCUGGCUUGUGGGGAGAAACACCAGCUCCUUGGCAGGCGAGUGACGCCAGAUGGAAAGAUACAGUACCUCAUUCAGUGGGAGGGAAUCAGUCCCUAACACCCCACAACUCGUGGAGAAGUCCGGAUUUUAUGCAAUGUAAUUUCUUUUUACCUUUGUAAACUUCGGUAACUCCUUUUGUACAAUUUAAAUGUUAUCCUGCAAAACAUGCGAAGUCAAAAUGACUUAUCAGUAUGUUCGGGAAUAUAAUUUCAUUUUAAGUGUUACAUGGAAAAAACACGGGCUUUUGUUAAUACCUCAACCAAAAGGUAAUUCUGUGGUUCCAUUCAUGUGUGAUACAAUAAUCCAUCUGCACCUAGUUGCAAGUGUAGCACUGCCACUAUAAUCUGACCAGAUGCAUUUGUAAUGGGUUGACUGGCAGUAUUUUGUGGGUCUGCUCAUGUGGGCUCACUUGGCAACAUAUGCUAAACCAAAAAAGGUUAUGCAGGAUUUCAAUGGUCCCUAGGGUGUUAGGGUUAAAAAAAACGUGCCAGGCACAAAUAGCAUGUGCAGUCAACUCAUUAGAAUCAGAACCUGGCCAACAAUAGACUCAAAAAGCAAAUAUUGAGAGACUUGAGACUUAAGAAUUUGCUCUUUAUCGCAGUCUUUUCCAUCAGGGUGCUCAUUAUAUUGAGAUUCAAACCGUAGUUCAUAUCACCAUUUUCAGCUGAAUGUGCACAAACUUGUAUUAAUACUCAAGACAAAACACCCACUCUUACCUAAGCCACGCUGCUUACCUGCUUAUGUUGUACCUUUUACUCAAGCCCCUCCCCAAGCCUCCACCCUGCAGUUUGAGAUUUGAGUGACAGUAGCCACCCUGUACUUCCAGCAAGUGUCCCCCAUCCCCUCCUCCCCUGAGGUGCUAAAGGCGUGUGGAAGCUCUGCCCCACCCUACAGUUCAGACUUCCAUGUGACAACAGCCAUGUAUACUCCCGACCCCAGCAUCAGAGAAUGAUAUGUAGGGAAGCUGCUAAAAUGCUGUGAAUUCCUGACAUUUAUAUACUACUGGCACAUUCUCUGGCAAUGUUGAGACUUCAAGCUUCAAAGUAGAAGUGACAGGGCUCUACAGACCUGAAUUUAUCAAAAGGCUGCUAAACCAGGCAUUUGAUUUUCGGGGAUCUUUGGUUUUCAAAGCUUUGUGGACUUCACCCGAAACAACAGUGAAACAACGUGGACCAAAACUGCAAUGUCUUUACCUGUGGCCCAUUUCCCCAGUGUUGAGUACAAGGUCCCUUAUAAUAAAAGCACCGAGAAUGCAACAUAUAUUCCAAAUUCUCA
Molecule: messenger RNA, 3535 nt
Organism: Acanthaster planci (crown-of-thorns starfish)
Lineage: Eukaryota; Metazoa; Echinodermata; Asteroidea; Valvatida; Acanthasteridae
Product: metal-response element-binding transcription factor 2-like
Biological process (GO): negative regulation of gene expression, epigenetic
Cellular component (GO): nucleus
Molecular function (GO): DNA binding; chromatin binding
Source: RefSeq, a predicted model, not a curated record